GUAGCCAUUUUAGGACCAAAUUAUGUAAAUAGGUAGUUCUGUUUGUUAUUGUAGCGUAUUUAAAUGGUCUGUUUUCGCUUGUGAUACUUCGUGCUGUUCUACAUGAAGCUUGGUGACGGUAUUUCAUAAAGUGAAAUAGACUUCGCGCCAUUUUACCGAAAUGGAAGAGGACAGAACAUCGGAAACUGUCGUAAUGCCGGACAUCUCCGAACCUCUAACGAACGAAUCCGAGGAACAUGGAGUUCUGACUUCGGAAUCACAUCAAACUGUGACACCGGUUGCAGUUCCAGUGGCAUCAGUUCCCGUGUCUCUUCCUGUUGGUUCACUAAUUGGGGUAGCGAGUACUGGUACAACAUUUAACGUUAUCACACCUGAUCAGUUACAGUUACCUGCUUCUGCUCAGUUCAAGCCCCAUGUGUUGUGUGUGGACAACAGUUUCAUCUGCGAUACUCGGCAGGAUAAGGACUCAGAACCACUGCGCACCUGGGUGAGAUCACAGAAUGGAGAGCUGAAAGCGACACACAUAGUAAUACAGAAUGACCCAGGCAGUAGCGAUGAGCCCAACACCCCUUCCAGUAUUCCUGGCACUCCUAUGGGACUGCGGGGCGAGACAGUUCCCAGUUCUUGGACGGAAUCAGCUAACAUGCCUGUUCUGCCAGUGAGGUGUAAGAAUACAAGCGCAGAGUUGCAUAAGCAUCGGUUUGGCUCAGGCGGACGAGGGCGUUGUAUCAAGCUGGCUGAUUCGUGGUAUACCCCAAGUGAAUUUGAAGCGCUCUGUGGUCGAGCAUCUAGCAAAGACUGGAAGAGAAGCAUCAGGUUUGGUGGUCGGAGUUUGCAGACUUUGAUUGAUGAAGGGAUCCUGUCACCACACGCCACAAGCUGUACCUGUUCUGCAUGUUGUGAUGAUGACACAGCAACUGGACCGGUACGUCUUUUCACACCAUACAAGCGUCGCAAGAGAAAAGAUACAUCAGAUGGAGAGGGAGGCAUGCCGCGCAAAUUGAAACGUGCAGUAUCCAAAGAUGGCAGUAAUGGGGAGGACAGUGACGCAGAUCCAAUUGCUGUAGUGUCUGGUGACAGCAAACCUAUCAUCGGUGGUCCAGGAGGAGAGGAGUGGCACAAUGCAGCAUAUGUUCAAGGUCGCUUGGGUGAUGGGAUGGUGGUUACUUCUUCGCCAGUCUCAGGAAACCAGCAGCAGACAAAUUCAUCAUCCCCCCCUCACGGUUCCACCUCGCAGUCUGGAGCAGGAGCAGAGGGUACAGAGUUUCAGACUGUUGGAUCACAGACCUCACACUCAGAUCUUUUCAAGAAACUUGAGGAGAUGUCAGCAAGGAUGUUGAAGUUAGCACAUCACUUCCAGCGGACUUUGGAAGAAGCUCGAGAACAGUGCCAGCGGGAAAUUAACAGUUUGAAAGAAGCCAAAGAACAGGCUGUGUUGGCAGCCAGAGUUGAGACUCAUGUUGCAUGUACCAGGGCCGUGUUUGAACCACGUGCUGGAGAAACUGCUCUUCCAGUUCAUGUGGUGGACCCCAUUGAAACCGUUGGAUUGCAGCCAACCUCAGAUGCUACUGAAAACAAGAAGUGUGCCAACUGUAACCGUGAGGCAUAUGCGGAGUGUUCGCUGUGCCGACGAACACCCUACUGCUCAACAUUCUGCCAGCGCAAGGACUGGGCAAGUCAUCAGGUGGAGUGUGUGCGCAGUGCAACAGAGCCUGGUUCCAUCAUGCUUAUAGUAGAGAGUUCAGAACAGGUUCUCACAUCACAGCCUGAGUAGUAGUUAGGUAAUUCCUUAUGUAAUGUUAGCUGUAUGACUGAAUUUGUUACCUGCUGCACUUGAUUUUAUUUCAAGAUAAGUUAAUGAUAGAAUUUAAAAUUACAGUAAAAGUAAAGCUAUCCUUGUACCAGGCCGUGAAGGCCCAUAGGAUUGUGAGACA
Cryptotermes secundus is the source of this 1934-nucleotide messenger RNA. RefSeq names its product deformed epidermal autoregulatory factor 1 (gene Deaf1). The record is from RefSeq and is a predicted model, not a curated record. Gene Ontology annotation, biological process: positive regulation of transcription by RNA polymerase II. NCBI's taxonomy places the organism in Eukaryota, Metazoa, Arthropoda, Insecta, Blattodea, Kalotermitidae. Gene Ontology annotation, molecular function: RNA polymerase II cis-regulatory region sequence-specific DNA binding; DNA-binding transcription activator activity, RNA polymerase II-specific. Bases 161 to 1774 code for a protein of 537 amino acids. The transcript has 9 exons.